CCCGAGCGCUGUAACUCAACCCCGAGCCGACAUUUCACACCGCGCGCUGUCUCUCCAAACCUGUGGAAAACAUGGGGUCGCUUAUUUAAUUGAUUGAUUGAUUAAUUGAUUGAUUGAUUGAUUAAGGAAUAGCUGUUUAUAUUCGUUAGGUUAAUGCGCAGGACUCCAGCAUGCCGUGUGUGUGUGUGUGAGUGUUUCCGCGCAGGAUGCCGAGCAUGCAGAAGAGAGUGUUGUUUUCUCUGGCUGGAGUUCUGAGCUUCGCCUGUGUGCUGAUCGGAGCCGCGGCUAUGGGAGGGAGGAACUGGGUGAAGGCGACCGUGCUGUGCAAAACUGGAGCUCAGCUGGUUAAUGCCACCGGAUCGGAGCUGGACAAAUUCAUCGGGAGCUUAAACUACGGUCUCUUUCAUGGACAGAGGUUGAAACAGUGUGGACUGGGAGGAAGACCUUUCUCCUUCUCCUUUUUUCCUGACCUGGUGGAUGUGAUCCCAGCUAGCCUGCAUGUGAGCAUCAUCAUCUUCUGUGCAGUGCUCAUCUUCUUCUCAUCCGUAUGUUGUGCCUUCUUCAUGUACAAUGCCUUUGGAAAUCCAUAUGAGACUCUACAUGGACCUUUAGGCCUUUAUCUGUGGAACCUGAUCAGCUGUCUGUGCAGCUGUCUCAUCCUAAUCCUUUAUGCAUCAGAAGUCAAACUGCAUCAACUGUCUGAGAAGAUUGCUAACUACAAAGAAGGCACUUUUGUCUACAAGACAUACAGUGAAGCAUUCGACCACACUUUCUGGCUCAUAUUUGUUAUUUUUCUUGUGCAUAGCUUUAACAUCCUUCUGAUCCGCCUAGCCGGCAUCCAGUUUCCCUUCCAGGAGGCCAAAGAGACAGAUGCCAGCACGGGUGCAGCGGAUCUCAUGUACUGACUGACUCUAUUGUCCUGUAACCACCCCCAGGAUGCGAUAUCCUACCAUGGCUAUUAGCGCUGUUCACUUAAAGUUUCACAUCUUGCCCCAUCCGUUGUUCUGAUUUGUUUACAAAUCAACAGAUGACACAUCUGAGCCUUUUUUGAUGCAUCUUUUUACUUUCAGGAGAGGAACCGACUUGGAAAUGGUCCUGCCUGUAUGUAUGAGAGAUGAGUGUUAUCACAUUGUGGGGAGGCUAGUGGAGGGACCCGUCUCUCAGCUGGACUCGUGAUUGCA
Clarias gariepinus (North African catfish) is the source of this 1181-nucleotide messenger RNA. It is a transcript of the gene clrn1, whose product is annotated as clarin 1. The coding region runs from base 207 to 905 and encodes 232 amino acids. The record is from RefSeq and is a predicted model, not a curated record. Gene Ontology annotation, biological process: equilibrioception; sensory perception of sound. The transcript is spliced from 3 exons. NCBI's taxonomy places the organism in Eukaryota, Metazoa, Chordata, Actinopteri, Siluriformes, Clariidae.